Messenger RNA from Sus scrofa (pig), 8765 nucleotides. Lineage: Eukaryota; Metazoa; Chordata; Mammalia; Artiodactyla; Suidae. The record is from RefSeq and is a predicted model, not a curated record.
AAAUCCUGAUUAGGGGUCAUGAACAUUUAUUAAGCUACUGUGGUCCAGAGGCUUCUGAUUACUAAGCACUUUCUCCGAGUGCUCCAUAUGCUUUAACGAGUCCUCCCCCCUGCCUUUUAUAGAUGAGGAGACAGGCUUGUUCAGGCCACACAGCCAGGAGCUUGUAGACCAGUUCUGGCUGACAAUCUCACAUGGCCAGGACAGAGGGGUGAGAAUUCCAGGUGGACUGAAAAUUUCUAGCAUUUCAGGAUUUACACAGAAAUCUUACAAUCUGAGUUGUAAGAACUCUCCCCCUCACCCAGCCAUGUCCUCAGCAUGUGAAAAUUCCCUGGGCCAGGGAUCAAAUCCUUGCCGCAGCAGUGAAAACACUACAUUCUUAAACUGCUGUGCCAUAAGGGAAUUCCAAGAAAUCUUAAUAAAAUCUUAAUAAAAUCAAAUAAGUGAGGAAGAGGAGUCUAGUGUCCCUAAGGGAGACUUUUGCCAAUUGGGGUUGAAGAGGGGGUUCUCUUGCUCUGGCCCAGGACCCUGAGUAGGGCUGCAGGGGUGGAGGUAAGGGCCAGGUGGGGUGGGCAUCGGAAUGCUUCUAAGGGUUUCAUUUGCAAGCUCAGGUGCAAUAUGGGCAAACAGCUCUUGCUGAAACAGAUGCUGGCUAACCUAGCCGGCCCUUUGGGGUGCAAUGGGGGUCACCUAGGACUCAGUGGGCUUCCCCAGCGUCCUUGGCCCUGGCCAGCAACCCCAGGAACUCGCUACUCAGAAAACGUUUGGAGGGAGGUCGGAGUGUAGGUUUCUCCUGGCCAAAUAACCACUUCCAGGACUUGUGCUAUUGAAGAGAUGGAAGCCGAGAGAUGGAGAAGCAUCCAGUAAGUAACUUGCCUGCCCUGUAAGAUGAGCAGAGCUCUUGAAUAAUAGAAAUAGAGGCCUCCGUGUCCUGGGGGGCUGGGCUGAUUCCCGGCCCUCUUGCCUCAGGAAGGCUCCAGGCCCUGGGGGCAUCUUUAUGGCCCUACGAGGCUGUGAGGCUAGGGGGUCUCUUUAUGGGGGACUCCCCACAUGCUCCUGGGAGGGGGGCCCUGCCGUGAGGCUAGGUAGGAAACAGAUGGUAAAGGCUCAAUGUCACCUGAUUCUCUAUGAAAGGAGGAGGGGGGCAGGUGAGCAGGGGUUAAGGAGGACAGGCUGCCUCAUUCCCCAUGAAUAAGUCAUGAGCCCAAGGAGAAGCCCAGGGCAGAAGCAGAGGAGGUGGUUGGAGAGAGGGGCCCAGAGAGAGGGGCCGGGACAGGAGGGGCUGAGAUAAAGCACCAAGGUUCUGCUCAAGGACCAGUGAGGAGAGGGGAGCAGGACAGCUCUGUGGGCACACGUGGGCUCUGGCCCACCCAGACGUGUACACGGAGCUCAGGCAGAGAGGGCCUUGGGUCCAAGGAGGCAUGAGAAGGUGGGCACUGUGAGCCAGGGAGUGCAGGGAAGGGGCAGCUGGAAAAAUGAUGCCUCAGAAGAAAAAGAGGAGGAAGAAAGACAUUGACUUCCUAGCCCUGUAUGAGCAGGAGCUGCUGAACUACGCCUCAGAGGACGAUGAGGAGGAGCUGGAGCACGAGUACUACAAGGCCAAAGUGUACGAAGUGGUCACAGCCACAGGGGAUGUGCGUGGGGCAGGGACAGAUGCCAAUGUCUUCAUCACCAUUUUUGGAGAAAAUGGGCUCUCUCCCAAGCUCCAUCUUACCAGCAAGAGCAAAUCUGCCUUUGAAAAGGCCAACGUCGAUGUGUUCCGGGUAAGGACCAACAAUGUGGGCCUCAUCUACAAAAUCAGGAUCGAGCACGACAACACAGGCUUGAAUGCCAGCUGGUACCUGGACCGUGUGAUUGUGACCGACAUGAAGCGGCCUCACCUCCGUUACUACUUCAACUGCAACAACUGGCUGAGUAAUGUGGAGGGUGACCGCCAGUGGUGCCGGGACCUGCUGGCCAGCUUCAACCCCAUGGACAUGCCCAGAGGUAACAAGUACGAAGUCAAGGUCUACACUGGUGACGUCAUUGGGGCAGGGACCGAUGCCGAUGUCUUCAUCAACAUAUUUGGAGAGUACGGAGACACGGGCGAGAGGAGGCUGGAGAAUGAAAAGGACAACUUUGAAAAGGGAGCUGAAGACAAGUUCAUGUUGGAUGCCCCCGAUCUGGGGCAGCUCAUGAAGAUCAAUGUUGGCCACAACAACAAGGGAGGGUCUGCAGGCUGGUUCCUGUCCAAGAUUGUCAUUGAAGAUAUUGGGAACAAAAGAAAGUAUGAUUUCCCUCUUAACCGCUGGCUGGCCUUGGACGAAGACGAUGGCAAAAUCCAAAGGGAUAUCUUAGUGGGCGGAGCUGAGACCACAGCUAUUUCCUAUAUUGUCACUGUCUUCACUGGGGAUAUUCGGGGGGCUGGGACCAAAUCCAAAAUCUACUUGGUCAUGUACGGGGCCAGAGGAAGUAAGAACAGCGGGAAAAUCUUCCUGGAGGGCGGUGUGUUUGACCGUGGGCGCACAGACAUCUUCCACAUCGAGCUGGCCGUCCUCCUCAGCCCCCUGAGCCGGGUCUCCAUCGGACAUGGCAAUGUGGGCGUCAACAGAGGCUGGUACUGCGAGAAGGUGGUGAUUCUGUGCCCUUUCACUGGCAUCCAGCAGACCUUCCCUUGCAGCAAUUGGCUGGAUGAGAAGAAGGCGGAUGGGCUCAUCGAGAGGCAGCUCUAUGAGAUGGUGUCUCUCAGGAAGAAGAGGCUGAAAAAAUUCCCAUGGUCCUUGUGGGUCUGGACGACGGACCUGAAGAAAGCUGGUACCAACUCUCUUAUCUUCAUCCAGAUUUAUGGGCAGAAGGGGCGGACAGAUGAAAUUCUCCUGAAUCCCAACAACAAGUGGUUCAAACCUGGCAUAAUUGAAAAAUUUAGGAUUGAACUCCCAGACCUCGGCAGGUUUUAUAAGAUUCGAGUAUGGCAUGAUAAAAGGAGUCCUGGUUCUGGAUGGCAUUUAGAAAAGAUGACCCUGAUGAACACUCUGACCAAGGACAAGUAUAACUUCAAUUGCAAUCGCUGGCUCAAUGCCAAUGAGGAUGACAAUGAGAUUGUUAGGGAAAUGACCGCUGAGGGCCCGACAGUACGGAGGAUAAUGAGCAUGGCCCGGUACCGCGUGACUGUGUGCACAGGGGAACUUGAAGGUGCAGGAACUGAUGCCAACGUCUAUCUCUGCCUUUUUGGUGAUGCGGGGGACACGGGGGAGCGGCUGCUCUACAACUGCAGGAAUAACACCGACCUGUUUGAGAAGGGCAAUGCCGAUGAGUUCACCAUUGAGUCUGUCACCUUGCGGAAGGUGAGGCGGGUGAGGAUCAGACACGAUGGCAAAGGCAGCGGCAGCGGCUGGUUCCUGGAGCGGGUGCUGGUGAGAGAGGAGGGGCAGCCUGAGAGUGACAACGUGGAGUUCCCGUGUCUCAGGUGGCUGGACAAGGAUAAAGAUGAUGGGCAGUUGGUCCGAGAGUUGUUGCCCAGCGACAGCAACGCAACCCUGAAGAACUUCCGCUAUCACAUCAGCUUGAAGACGGCGGACGUCCCUGGGGCCAGCACAGAUUCCCGAGUCUACAUCAAGCUCUAUGGGGACAAAUCUGACACCAUCAAGCAAGUUCUUCUUGUCUCUGACAACAACCUGAAAGACUAUUUUGAACGUGGCCGGGUGGACGAGUUCACCCUGGAGACCCUGAACAUCGGAACCAUCAACCGGUUGGUGAUCGGGCACGACAGCACAGGCCUGCACGCCAGCUGGUUCCUGGGCAGCGUCCAGAUCCGCGUGCCUCGCCAAGGCAAGCAGUACACCUUCCCUGCCAACCGCUGGCUGGACAAGGAUCAGGCAGAUGGGCGCCUGGAGGUGGAGCUCUACCCCAGCGAGGUCAUAGACAUCCAGAAAUUGAUCCACUACGAAGUUGAGGUUUGGACGGGGGAUGUGGGCGGUGCAGGCACCACUGCCCGAGUCUACAUGCAGAUCUACGGCGAGGAAGGCAAGACAGAAGUGCUCUUCCUCUCCAGCCGCUCGAAAGUGUUUGAUCGGGCCUCCAAGGACAUAUUCCAGCUGGAGGCAGCAGAUGUGGGCCCGGUCUUCAAGAUCCGGCUGGGCCAUACCGGCGAGGGCUUUGGGCCCAGCUGGUUUGUGGACACCGUGUGGCUGCGGCACAUGGCAGUGCGGGAGGCAGACCUGACGCCUGAGGAGGAGGCGCGGAAGAAGAAGGAGAAGGACAAGCUGCGGCAGCUGCUCAGGAAGGAGCGUCUGAAGGCCAAGCUGCAGAGGAAGAAGAAAAAGAAGAAGAAGGGCAGCGACGAGGAGGACGAGAGGGACGAGGAUGAGGAAUCCUCAUCGGAAGAGUCCUCGUCGGAGGAGGAGGAGGAGGAGACUGAGGAGGAGGAGGAUGAGGAGGAGUUCGGGCCGGGGAUGCAGGAGGUGAUCGAGGAGUACAAAUUCGACGCCCACCGCUGGCUGGCCCGGGGCAAGGAGGACAAUGAACUUGUGGUGGAGCUGGUGCCUGCGGGCCGAGAGGGUCCGGAGCCCAACAUCUACGAGGUCCAGGUGAUCACAGGCAAUGUGCCCAAGGCUGGCACUGAUGCCAAUGUCUUCCUGACCAUCUAUGGUGAAGAAUACGGGGACACGGGCGAGCGGCCCCUGAAGAAGUCGGACAAGUCCAACAAGUUUGAACAGGGGCAGACGGACACCUUCACCGUCUAUGCCAUUGACCUGGGGGCCCUGACCAAGAUUCGGAUUCGCCAUGACAACUCAGGCAACAGACCAGGCUGGUUCCUGGACAGGAUAGACAUCACGGACAUGAACAAUGAGAUCACGUACUACUUCCCAUGUCAACGCUGGCUGGCAGUGGAGGAGGAUGACGGCCAGCUGUCCAGGGAGCUGUUACCAGUGGAUGAGUCCUAUGUGCUGUCACCAAGCGAGGAUGAGGAGGGUGGGGGAGGUGGUGACAACAACCCCCUCAACAACCUGGCCCUGGAGCAGAAAGAUAAAUCUACAACAUUCUCAGUGACCAUAAAGACUGGGGACAAGAAGAAUGCGGGCACUGAUGCCAAUGUCUUCAUCACACUCUUUGGCACUCAAGACGACACUGGAAUGACCCUCCUGAAAUCCUCCAAGACCAAUAGUGACAAGUUUGAGAGGGACAGCAUUGAAAUCUUCACAGUGGAGACCCUGGACCUGGGAGAUCUGUGGAAAGUCAGAAUCGGCCAUGACAACACAGGCAAGGGUCCAGGCUGGUUUGUAGACUGGGUAGAGGUGGACGCCCCAUCUCUUGGAAAGUGCAUGACGUUCCCCUGCGGCCGCUGGCUGGCUAAGAAUGAAGAUGAUGGGGCCAUCGUCAGGGACCUCUUCCACGCAGAACUUCAGACAAGACUGUACACACCAUUUGUCCCUUAUGAGAUCACCCUCUAUACUAGCGAUGUCUUUGCCGCUGGAACAGACUCCAACAUCUUCAUCGUCAUCUAUGGCUGCGAUGCUGUGUGCACCCAGCAGAAGUACCUGUGCACCAACAAGAGGGAGCAGAAGCUGUUUUUUGAGAGGAAGUCCGCCUCCCGUUUUAUAGUGGAGUUAGAAGAUGUAGGAGAAAUCAUUGAAAAAAUUCGGAUUGGCCAUGAUAAUACAGGCAUGAAUCCUGGUUGGCACUGCUCCCACGUGGACAUCCGCAGGCUCCUUCCAGAUAAAGAUGGCACAGAGACCUUGACUUUCCCUUGUGAUCGAUGGCUUGCCACAUCUGAGGAUGACAAGAAGACCAUUCGGGAGCUGGUCCCUUAUGACAUCUUCACUGAGAAAUACAUGAAAGAUGGGUCCUUGAGGCAAGUCUACAAGGAGGUGGAGGAGCCUCUGGACAUUGUGCUGUACUCGGUGCAGAUCUUCACAGGAAACGUUCCCGGGGCAGGGACAGACGCCAAGGUCUACAUCACCAUCUAUGGAGACCUCGGGGACACUGGGGAGCGGUACCUUGGCAAGUCAGAGAACCGCACCAACAAAUUUGAGAGAGGAACGGCAGAUACCUUCAUCAUCGAGGCUGCUGACCUGGGCGUCAUCUACAAGAUCAAGCUUCGCCACGACAACACCAAAUGGUGUGCAGACUGGUAUGUAGAGAAGGUAGAGAUCUGGAAUGACACCAAUGAGGACGAAUUCCUGUUCCUGUGUGGACGCUGGCUGUCCUUGAAGAAGGAGGAUGGGCGGCUGGAGAGGCUCUUUUAUGAGAAGGAGUACAGCGGGGACCGGAGCAGCAACUGCAGCAGCCCUGCUGACUUCUGGGAGAUCGCCCUGAGCUCCAAGAUGGCAGACAUCGACGUCGCCAUGGUGACGGGGCCCAUGGCCGACUAUGUUCAGGAGGGCCCGGUUAUUCCCUACUAUGUGUCAGUCACCACGGGGAAGCACAAGGAUGCAGCCACUGACAGCCGAGCCUUCAUCUUACUCAUCGGGGAGGAUGACGAGCGCAGUAACCGCAUCUGGCUGGACUAUCCCCAAGGGAAGAAGGGCUUCAGCUGUGGCUCCGUGGAGGAGUUCUAUGUUGCAGGCUUGGAUGUGGGCGUCAUCAAGAAAAUAGAGGUGCUCUAUGAAAUGACGGUGUGGACAGGUGACGUGGUUGGUGGUGGCACAGACUCCAACAUCUUUAUGACCCUCUAUGGCAUCAACGGCAGCACAGAGGAAGUGCAGCUAGACAAAAAGAAGGCCAGAUUUGAGCGGGAACAGAAUGACACCUUCAUCAUGGAGAUUCUGGACAUUGCUCCAUUCACCAAGAUGCGGAUCCGAAUUGAUGGCCUGGGCAACCGGCCCGAGUGGUUUCUAGAGAGGAUCCUCCUGAAGAACAUGAACACAGGAGACCUGACCAUGUUCUACUACGGAGACUGGCUGUCCCAGCGGAAGGGCAAGAAGACCUUGGUGUGUGAGAUGUGUGCCGUCAUCGACGAGGAGGAGAUGAUGGAGUGGACUUCCUACACCGUUUCAGUGAAGACCAGUGACAUCCUGGGAGCGGGCACCGAUGCCAACGUGUUCAUCAUCAUCUUUGGAGAGAAUGGAGACAGCGGGACGCUGGCCCUGAAACAGUCGGCCAACUGGAAUAAGUUCGAACGGAACAACACUGACACAUUCAACUUUCCUGACAUGCUGAGCCUGGGCCACCUCUGCAAGCUGAGGGUCUGGCAUGACAACAAAGGGAUAUUUCCUGGUUGGCACCUGAGCUAUGUCGACGUGAAGGACAACUCCCGAGAUGAGACCUUCCACUUCCAAUGUGACUGCUGGCUCUCCAAGAGUGUGGGUGAUGGACAGACAGUCCGUGACUUUGCCUGUGCCAACAAUGAGAUCCAUGAUGAGCUGGAGGAGACCACCUACGAGAUCGUCAUAGAAACUGGCAAUGGAGGUGAAACCAGGGAGAACGUCUGGCUCAUCCUGGAGGGCAGGAAAAACCGAUCCAAGGAGUUUCUGGUGGAAAAUUCUUCUAGACAGCGGGCCUUUAGGAAGGGGACCACAGACACAUUUGAGUUUGACAGCAUCUACCUCGGGGACAUUGCCUCCCUCUGCGUGGGCCACCUCGCCAGGGAGGACCGAUUCAUCCCCAAGAGAGAGCUGGUCUGGCAUGUCAAGACCAUCACCAUCACCGAGAUGGAGUACGGCAACGUGUACUUCUUUAACUGCGACUGCCUCAUCCCCCUCAAGAGGAAGCGGAAGUACUUCAAGGUUUUCGAGGUCACCAAGACGACAGAGAGCUUUGCCAGCAAGGUCCAAAGCCUGGUACCAGUCAAGUACGAGGUCAUUGUGACGACGGGCUAUGAGCCGGGGGCGGGCACCGACGCCAACGUCUUUGUGACCAUCUUUGGGGCCAAUGGUGACACGGGCAAGCGGGAGCUGAAGCAGAAGAUGCGCAACCUAUUUGAGCGGGGCAGCACCGACCGCUUCUUCCUGGAGACGCUGGAGCUGGGCGAGCUGCGCAAGGUGCGGCUGGAGCACGAUAGCAGUGGAUACUGCUCGGGCUGGCUGGUGGACAAGGUGGAGGUCACCAACACCAGCACCGGGGUGGCCACCAUCUUCACCUGCGGCAGGUGGCUGGACAAGAAGCGCGGCGACGGGCUCACCUGGAGAGACCUCUUCCCUUCUGUCUGAGGGCCAGAGGCCCCCUUCGCUCUCCCACCACUUUGUCUCAACCACACUUGCCAUCUCAGUCCAUCCUCGAAAGCCUCCUGGAGCUGGGAUGGGGCUGGGGCCCCAGGGCUCCAUCCAUAGCCCUUUAGAGGCCACUGUGGGCACACACCUGUGUGGUCCUGCCCUGUCCCACACCUCCUGGAUCUACAGGAAUCCACCAACAUGUGCAUAAUUCGUGGCUGCACAAAAAUAACUUUUUGCAUUUUCUCUUUCCAUAACAGUGGUGACUAGGCUGAGACUUGCUGCCAGGCAUGGAUGGGAAAUUGGGGCUUCACCCAGGGGAUAGAAGUGGGGAAGAAGAGGCCAUCAAGAUGAUGUAUUUUAAGCAAAAACUAAUUAACACUUUUUUCCCAAAAAAGCUGGGCUAAUUAAAUUAUUACCAACCACACUCGGCAAAGAACUCAUCUUGGCAUCUGCUCACUUAGAAAUGCAUCCUUUUUCCCAGUUUCAAUAACUCCUGGUGGCAGAGGGAGAAAAACAUCAAGAGGAAGAGUUUCAGCUGUGGGGGGAACUUAGGAGUCUGUGAAAAGGUACAUGAUUCUUUCCAUCACUUUACAAAGAACACAUUGCCAAGUGCCCCCCCCCCGCCAGCUGCCCCAGCCA